ACAUAUGUAACAUGGGAAUGGAUUCUAAAGGUUAUAAAACCCCAAAUAUAUUAAAUAAUACAUAAAUAAAUAAAACCCCAAAUACCUUUAGAUCUGAAGGAGAAUGUGGGCUCUGAGAAAGCAAAAUCAGGUGUGACAGCUGCUUCCCAGAACGGACAAGACCACUCCGGGAUUGUGAUGGAGUGAGACAAGUCCCCUGUGUAAUUCAUGUUCAGCAUGCAGACACAAAUGCAACACCACAGGCAAACCACAAGAACGACCACACAUCCCCGUCUCAGCUAACCGCUUCUUUACCCAUUACAGUUUCAGCCCACUCUGUUCCUCCAAGUCCUAAUAAACAUCAGAAUAUUCAGUGCUGCCACCAGUCCCCCGAUUUCCAGCGGCAUUCAUCCAGAGCAACCCUUCCCUCUUUGACCCUCUCCCAAACCCCCACCACAAACUGAAAUCCUAUAAAUCCCUCCCACCCCUCUCACUGAGACACCCCAGCUCCCAGCCUCCCCACAGUAUGUGAGAUCUGUGCUGCGGUAACAGGUACCAUCAAAUUUAACUGGGUUUGGCCACAGGUCUGCCUUGGCUGCUGGGCUCCAGCGUGGCCACAGACAGGGAGGAGCCCCUAUCGGUCUCCCAGCCCUCCUACCCAUCCAUCCCAAACUUGGCUGCAGACUUUCACUUAAGUUCCCUAGAUACAGCAACCUCUCUUAGCAAGUGAAGCCAAAAGGAACUUCCUGCAGAUUUCUAAGAACAUAAACUGCAACAAAAAGCAUUCCUUGUUUGUGAUGUAUUGAUAGUUUUUCGGUAAUCAAGUAUUCACAGAAGGGAACAGUCACUCCAUUGUAUGAUUCUCAAGCACAUUCCCUCCUCCUUCCCACGUCUUAACUCAAAUCUCAGUUGCUUUAGUUCUGUUUAUUUUCCAAAGAAAUUCCUACAAGAGCUUGGAGAAUUGUGGGGUUCUCCCACAUGGUUCCAUCAAUAAGGCUUUGCAUCUCUUAUAAAACCAUAAAACCUCCCUGUUACUGCAGAACGCAAAGAGCGCAAUGAUACGCACAUCAGCGGAUCUUCAUUUCUCUGGGACUCUUUGCUUCUAACUGUGUUGGCCCCUCCAUAAGAUUACGGCUACAGAACCAUGGAGUUGGAAAGAGUGAAGAAAAGUGACCUAUCUGUAGUGGUGAUGUAAAAGAGCGGUAUCAGGGUUCUCCAGAGAAGCAGACCCAACAGCGUAGAUACAGACAUCUAGAAAAAGAUAUGUUACGAGGGACCAGUUCAUGUGACUGUGGAGGCAGAGAAGCCCCAGGUUCUGCCCCCCACAAGCUGGAGCCCCUGGAAAAGUGCUCCAAACCCCAAGGUCUGAGAACCAGGGAGCCAGCGUCUGAGGGAAGGGACAGCUGGACAUCCCAGCUCAAGCAGAGAGCAAACACGCUUCCUCUGUCUUUGUUCUACUCAGCCCUCAAUGGAUUGGAUGAUGCCCGUCCAUGUUGUUGAGGGAAACCUGCUUUACUCUGACUCCCAGGUCAUGAUCCCGGGGUCAUGGGCUCAAGCCUCUCGUCGGGCUGCGUGCUGAGCAUGGGACCUGCUUGAGAUUCUCUCCCUGCCCCUCUCGCCCGUUCACUUGCUCCUCUAAAAAAUGAAAAAUAAACUAACUUUAGAAAGAGAAGCAGGACACCUGGCUGGCUCAGCGCCCCGAGCAUGCGACUCUUAAUCCCGGGGCUGGGAGUUUGAGUUCCAUGCUGGAUGUAGAGCUUACUUAAGACAAUAAAUAAAUAAACUUAAAAGGGAGACAGAAGGGGCAAGUGGUUGCCUCAGUCAAGUGCUGGUGAAGGUCACGUAGAACGAGGAUGAGAGUAAUCCCUGGCUCUGACUAGUCUAGGACACUGGGAAAUCUGAACAGUGGUGGGAAAGGGCCGAAGAGAUAAGUCCUGACCUUUGGCCAUGAGAUUCACUCCAUAGCGAGCGGGUCGCAUGCCUCGGCCCAAACGAUCUUCGUGUCUCAGAGGGAAAAGUCUGUUUCGGGUCUCCAGUGGCCCUGGGCGUGGCAGGACCUUCCCCAUAGCAGCCCCGCAUGGUUCAGGCAUCUCACCAACAAUGCGAGCCUGGAGAGACAGGGGCGCCUAGCAUCUCUGUUCCCGGAGUGAGCCUUGACUCAGACAUCCGCCUGGGAUGACCCAAGGUGUUCCUUUAUGUAGAAGUGACUCAGAUGUUACCCCGUCAAAACUGGGGCUGCCACAUAGCUUGAGUUGUAGAUACCAUUGCUUUCUAUCUCCCUGGCCCCUUCCUUGUUCCGUGUAGCUCCCUUGGGUGCAGGAAAAAGCUCUUCUUUUUUUCUUUCCCCCCCAAAAUUCCCUGUGGGAUUUUUCUGACAACGUAGAGCAGGGGUCAGGAGUCUAGUCAUAGCGUGUUGAGGAGAGGAAACCCAUUAUAGAUGAUAUUUUUCAGAAGUUAAACACAAAGGGGAGUUGAGAAUGAGACAGGAGCAUUUCAAACGAGGAAGGCCAGGGACCAGUUAGUUUGAUUUCAGCUGCAAAUUCUGUUUUGGCUUUUGUGCUGAUGAGAAGUCAGAGAGUAAGAACUUGAAGGGGAGCUCAGUUUAGGGGAGGAAGGCAGACUUGGAAACAAAAGGCAAAAAUAAACAUGUGCCUGUCAGAGUAGGACUCAGGUCAGGUGUGUGCCAGCAGAGAGGACCAGUAAGUUUCCUGUGUCACAGGAUAAACCAGGCCCAUGUCCUGCAGACUCGGUUUCGCUUGGAGGGGGCCUAGGUUAUCCGGAGUCAUAUUUAAACAAAUCUCGUAUAUAAUGAAGUAAAAUGAUGUGAUUUACCCCAAACUUAUGGGUAAGACCCAAGACUUUAAGAGUGUUUCUCACUUGAGUUGGGCAGCGCUGGGAGCUCCUUCCUAAAGCCCCUCUGGUUAGGGUGCUCGCUCGGCUGGGACCACAGUGAGGUCCGGCCCAGGGAACGAAGGAGCAGCUCUAGAAGAGAGGGUGCACCUGCUUGCUUCUGGAAGAAGUUGCCCUUAAAUGAGCUUCUGAGGGAGGAGCAGGACUUUGUCCCGCAGAUGCUGUAGGAAGAGGGGAGACAGCACCGGAACCUGGAGGCCUAGAAAGGUGCUGUGGGCUGAGGUUACCCCAUCUUCCAAAUUCUUCGAGAGGUGGAUAGGCCAUCGGAGGGGGGGGAGAAGAGGCCGAGAGGAAGGAAUCAGGGAGACAACUAGAUCCUACAUUUUCUUGACCAGAUUAAGUGUCUGAAUUUGGUGCUGGGGCCACUAAGGAGACAUGUAGGGGUUUUGAAGCAAGAAGUGACAUGAUCAGACUUCCAUUUGGUAAAAGCCAUUCUAGCAGUCUUGUAAGUCAACCGGAGCAAUUAUUUUUUGUCGGUCGUUUUUUUCUUUUUUAAUGUUUAUCUUUGAGGGAGCCUGUGAGUGGGGGAGGGGCAGAGAGGCCGGGGACAAAGGAUUGGAAGCGGGCUCCGUGCUCACAGCUUCAAGCCCGAUGCGGGUCUGCGGGUCGGGUCUGGCUCAUGAACCCUGAGAUCAUGACCUCAGCCAAAGUCAGAGGCUCAACCCACCGAGCCACCCAGGUGCCCCUCUUUUGUUGGUCUUAAUCACAACCUGAAAUAAAGGCAAAGUACAAACUGGGGUGGUGAAGGAUAUGAGCCACAUAUAUAAUACAGGAUUGACAGCUUUAAUUUAUAAAAAAUUCAUACGGAAGAAUAGGAAACAGCAUCAAAAUGUCUGGGGGGGGGGCAAUUUGCCUGGAAAAAUCUCUUCCAGAGUAUAUUAAAUAGUUAAUAUGAAAAGCGAUCAGCCUCGCUGUCCUAUAAAUGUCUAGUAAAAUAAUAAUUUGAUCCAUUUCACCCAUCCCAUUAGUGAUGACUAGGGAAUAAUUGUUCUCAGUGUUGGCAGGAAUUAGGUGAGAGGCUCAUUCCCAUUAACAGUGUGAUAGGUUUAACUUUGGCAAUAUGCUCAUAAUUCAACUCCUAGACCCGAUGACUAUCUUUCUGGGAAUUUAUCAGAAAGUUUGUCAGGAAGUAUCAAAGAUGUGGACAAAGAUUUAUGUAUUUAUAAAGUGCACUAGUUAUAGUAGAUUUAAAAAAAAGCCACUAAGAUGUCCCACAAUCUUGGGUAUUACAGGAACCUACAAUAUGAUAUUAUGUAAGUAUAAAUAAUGUUUCUGAUUAUGCAAAAGCAUCUUCAAUUCUGCCAGAAUGUGAACAGAGGCUGUCAUUGGUUGGUGACAUUAUGAGUGAUUUCUGCUUUGUAAAAGUGUUUUCCAGAGGUGCCUGGCUGGCUCGGUCAGUGGAGCAGGAGAGCCUUGAUCCUGGGGUUGUAAGUUUGAGUCCCACACUGGGUGUAGAGAUUACUUAAAAAUAAAAUCUUAAAAAAAAUAACUAAAAAAAUGUUUUCCCAUGUUGUUAAUUUUUUUUUUCAUGACAAUAAGAGGUUUAACCCCAAAAUAAGGAAUUGCAGGCCGAAUUGCUUGCAGGAAGGCAACUUUGAGGCAGUGAAAACUGAAUCACACACGUGCAUUCCCAGUCUACCCUUGAACUUUCAACCCACAUAAACAACAGAGUAACGACUUCCCCUCUUCUCAAUCCUUACCAUCACUUGACAGGCUUAAUCUCAUUUAAUGCUCCCAGUGCCUCCCCAACUUCAGGAUAAAAGAAGUGAGGCUUGAGGGGGGAAAUUCACCAGCCCAACGCCUUCCGUUUCAUUUUAGUGUUGUCUUGACCCUCCCUUUUUGCCCUAUCCCCUUUUAUUUAGUCCAGCCCAUCCUUCUGUAUCCUGGUCUUUGAGCUGAAGACUGCAAAGACACGGACCCUUCAUCUCUCUGGAAAACUUCCCCUCCCCACCCCACCCCCCAGAGCCAAGGCCUGGGAGCUGGGGGCAGGCUUUCCUGAGAUCACUUCCCGCUUCCUUCUUCCCCGCCUUUAACUUUGGCUCCUGGGGCCACAGCCAGCUUGGUCACUUGCUAACCAGGCUCCUGGGUGCCUCUUCCUCCAAGAUCAGAGGCGCAAGUUCUGACGCCCGCAGGACACCCGGUGACCUGCUGCCCCAGGAAGGCUGGACAUGGCAGUUUUUCCAAACUCCUGCCUCCCCGCGUGCCUGCUCGUACUCACUUUCUUCCAGCUGUCCAGGCCCGAUUCGGCCCCCUUCGACGUGAUCGGCCCCGCGGAGCCCGUCCUGGCCGCGCUGGGGGACGACGCCGAGCUGCCCUGCCGCCUGUCCCCGAGCGUGAGCGCCGAGCGCAUGGAGCUGCGAUGGUUCCGCGGGAAGGUGGCGGCCGCGGUGCUGGUGCGCCGGGACGGCCGCGAGCGGGAGGCCGAGCAGACGGCCGAGUACCGCGGCAGGGCCACGCUGCUGGACGGCGACAUCGCGGCCGGGCGCGUCGCCGUGCGCAUACACCGGGUCCGGGCCUCGGACGACGGCGAGUACCGGUGCCUCUUCCGGCAGGACGGACGCUACGGGGAGGCCAGCGUGCACCUGAAGGUGGCCGCUCUGGGCUCUGAUCCUCAAAUCCAUAUGGAAGUUCAAGAAAGUGGAGAGAUCCGGCUGGAGUGUAACUCCAUAGGAUGGUACCCAGAGCCCCAGGUGCGGUGGAGAACUUCCGAGGGAGAGUGGUUUCCAUCCACAGCAGAGUCUAGGAACCCCGAUGAAGAAGGCCUGUUCACUGUGGCGGCUUCCGUGAUCAUCAGGGACACCUCCAUGAAGAAUAUAUCCUGCCAUUUCCAGAACCUCCUUCUGGGCCAGGAGAAGGAAGUAGAGAUCUCCAUACCAGCUCCCUUCUUCCCACGGCUGACUCCCUGGAUGGUGGCAGUGGCUGUCAUCUUGAUGGUCCUGGGACUUCUUACAAUUGGGUCCGUAUUUGGCACUUGGAGACUAUACAGGGAAAGAGCCCAACAGAGAAAGGAUGAAUUCAGCUCUAAAGAGAAACUCCUGGAAGAGCUCAAACAGAAAAAGGCCACCCUGCAUGCAGUUGACGUGACUCUGGAUCCAGACACCGCCCAUCCCCACCUCUUUUUGUACGAGGAUUCAAAAUCUGUCCGGCUGGAAGAUUCACGCCAGAAACUGCCCGAGAAACCGGAGAGAUUUGACUCCUGGCCUUGUGUGUUGGGUCGUGAGACCUUCACGUCAGGGCGACAUUUCUGGGAGGUGGAGGUGGGAGACAGGGCCGACUGGGCAGUCGGGGUGUGUAGGGAGAAUGUGGUGAAGAAAGGGUUUGACCCCAUGACUCCUCAGAAUGGGUUCUGGGCUGUGGAGUUGUAUGGGAAUGGGUACUGGGCCCUCACCCCACAGCGGACCCCUCUCCCAUUGGCAGGGCCCCCCCGCCGGGUUGGGAUUUUCCUGGACUAUGAAUCAGGAGACGUCUCCUUCUACAAUAUGGCCAACGGAGCCCAUAUCUAUACUUUCUCCAAUGCCUCCUUCUCUGGUCCCCUCCGGCCUUUCUUCUGCCUGUGGUCUUGUGGUAAAAAGCCCUUGACCAUCUGCCCACCCACUGAUGGGCCUGAGAGAGUCACAGUAGUUGUCGAUGCCAAGGACUUUGCUAAGGAGAUCCCGCUGUCCCCUAUGGGGGAGGACUCUGCCUCUGGGGAUACGGAUACCCUCCACUCUAAGCUAAUCCCUACCCAGCCCAGCCAAGGGGCACCUUAAGGAAUCUCCCAGCUAAACCGUUCUCCUUUAUGCUAAGCCCUCCCCUCAGUCCUCUCUGAGUCGCCAGCCCCCAACCUCACCCAGCCCCUGUUUCUUCCUGUUGGGUAGGGAUCAGUUGGUCUUGGGAAGGUUAUGUUGCUGCUGUUAGAGAGCGUGGGGUGUAGGGCCUUCCUAAUCUGUUUCUGUACUGGUACUCAGGGGGCAGGCACGUGACUCUGAAGCUGUUUCUAGUGUCCUCCUACCCCUCCCCCCAGGCCACAUCCUAUAGGGAGGGACAGCUCGGCUAUCGAGAUGGGGUUAGGUUGGCAUGUGGUUGUGACAGAAACAUCUCAGUGUCCAGAAGAGGGGUGAGUAGAGGAACAGGUUUUACACAAGCGGGAAACCCAGAAGGUUCUGGGAAGGGAAAAUUCGAGGCUGAAGUCCCAUAAAGGAACCCGGGGGGACAUCGCAGUGGAGGAAAGGGAGGGGAACAUAGGCCAAUGAUGAAUACCUGGCCUGCUUCUAGAGUUUUAGGGCCUGUCUCUCAGAUUUUCUAAGACAUGUCCUACAGGGUAAAGGGAACUGGCCCUACUCCUGUGGGAUCUGAAAAAAAUGGUGUGGGGGCGUGGAGAGGGGAUGAAGGGAGCAGGGCUGAGGGCCGGACAGAAGAUCUGACCCCGGAGAAAACGGGAGACAAAACCCAAGCUGUGUGCGUCACCACGACGCGGAUCCUGCUUUCCUCUCUGCAGCCUCCUGUUUCCCCCUCACCUGGAGUCAUUCCAGCCUCUCUUGCUGGGCCCCGCAACUUUCCAGCUCUCUUCCUCCUUUUGACUUAGAAUCUCUCCAUCUCAGAGCCUUUCUAGAAACCCUGGUCAGUGAUGUCCCCUCUUUAGCAGCCGGUGUCGGCCUCAGGGCCCCUCAGCCCUCAUCCCAACGUCUGCUUUAGCCCCCUCGAACCCCCCCUCCAUCCGCUCCCCAAGCAGCUCAUGCCCACGCCCCGCCACCGGUCACCCUCCCCGCCCAGCUUUCCUGCGUGCCCUUCUCCCCGGGGUCCCCGGGGGCUGUGUCAUCGCACUCGACACAGCUCGACUGACCACACCUGCUCGUGUUUGUGCUUUCCCGUAUGCUUGGGGCUCGUCAAGCCAAUGGACCGCAGGUGUAUCUGGGCUCGGCCCUUCUACUUCCGUGGUGCUCUUCCAGUUUCCAGCAUGGGUGUCGCCCGUGGUCUUGACCUAAUAAAUAAGUCUGUUGAUUGCUGAAA
Molecule: messenger RNA, 7878 nt
Organism: Neofelis nebulosa (Clouded leopard)
Lineage: Eukaryota; Metazoa; Chordata; Mammalia; Carnivora; Felidae
Gene: BTN1A1
Product: butyrophilin subfamily 1 member A1
Exons: 9
Coding region: 5058-6638 (526 amino acids)
Biological process (GO): regulation of cytokine production; T cell receptor signaling pathway
Cellular component (GO): external side of plasma membrane
Molecular function (GO): signaling receptor binding
Source: RefSeq, a predicted model, not a curated record